UGGAGAUUGAGCAUCUAAAUUUUUGAUGAACGAGCUCGCCAUCCGAGCUCGACGAUAUUAGCUGUACUGUAAUGGCUAGGACUCAUAGCUAUGCGCCAGGGCCCCCCCCCAAAACUCAGAAUACGAAUUCGACAAUAUCCUACAAGAUCAUGGAUGGUGAGCUAUGCUUUCGGAUUUCACCUCUUCCAUUGCAUAAGCACUGCCUCACUAGUCAAUGAUGGAUUUAGCCCACUUCAUCUGGGCAAAAGCCUUACAAUCUUCACAGCUUUGCUAACAAGACUACCAGGCGAUCGUGCAAGGUAUGUCUCUUUUUUCAGGGUACUAUUCGUCCUUUGACUCUUGAGGCCAUUAGCGUCUGACGAUGCCAU
Molecule: messenger RNA, 368 nt
Organism: Aspergillus uvarum CBS 121591
Lineage: Eukaryota; Fungi; Ascomycota; Eurotiomycetes; Eurotiales; Aspergillaceae
Exons: 1
Coding region: 91-336 (81 amino acids)
Source: RefSeq, a predicted model, not a curated record